Molecule: messenger RNA, 1638 nt
Organism: Stegostoma tigrinum
Lineage: Eukaryota; Metazoa; Chordata; Chondrichthyes; Orectolobiformes; Stegostomatidae
Product: probable G-protein coupled receptor 139
Exons: 6
Coding region: 139-1638 (499 amino acids)
Biological process (GO): G protein-coupled receptor signaling pathway
Cellular component (GO): membrane
Molecular function (GO): G protein-coupled receptor activity
Source: RefSeq, a predicted model, not a curated record
ACAACCGUGGUACGAACAGAGAUCUGGGACACCAGAUAGAGAGAGAGAGAGUGAGAGAGAGAGAGAGCGAGAGAGAGAGAGAAAGGAGGACAGAUCACAGUUUACAAUUGAAGAGUAAUAGAUUAGAAUGAUGCAACAAUGUAUUGGAAUCUGGCAAUGAUGGAUUGGAACAAUACAACACUGGAUUUGAAUAUAAGAACAAACGAUUGGAUUGAUACAACAACAGAUUGGAAUAGUUUGACAAUGGUUCAAAAUGUGAGAACGGUUGAUGGGAAUGGUAAAACAUUGGGAAGGGGUUUCAUUGAGAUGUUGAAUUUUCUUUCUUCAAAUUUUGAUCGCAAGCCACUGAAAUCCCGCAUUCGAUUAGUCCUUCGGAUUAUGCAAUUCAUUUAUUAUCCAACUCUCGCUAUUGUUGCAGUGCCUGCCAACGUAGUAACAAUUGUGAUCCUGUCCCAGGAAAUGUGUGGUCUCUCCCGAAGUGUUUCUCACUACCUGGUAGCCAUGGCAAUAGCAGAUCUUCUGGUCAUUAUCUUUGAUCUCAUAUUGCGACGCAUUCCAUUUGUCUAUUUAGAAGGGCAUCAUUUCUUAGAAAGUAUCCCUGUGUGUAAUAUCCACGCUGUCCUGCUUUAUGCAGCCACUGACUGUUCUGUCUGGUUCACCGUCACUUUCACCUUUGAUCGAUUUGUAGCAAUUUGUUGCCCAAAUCUGAGGAGUAAAUAUUGCAAUGUGAAAACAGCAGCCGUGGUUCUGGCAACAGUGACUGGAUUGAGCUGUUUGAAGAACAUUUUCUGGUAUUUUAUGUUUACACAUCAGUACUAUGAAAGGAGCAGACCGUGGUUUUGUUGGGUGACAAGGGAUGUGAAACAUUCUCCAGUCUGGGGAGCAAUUGAGUUCUGUCAUUACGUACUAACACCAGGAGUUGCCUUUAUUCUCAUUCUGCUUCUCAAUGUUUUAACGGUGAGACACAUUGCAGUGACCAGCAGAUCCCGCAGGAGACUCCACCAGCAGAGCAACAGAAAGAGUGCCAAAGACCCAGAGAUGAAGAGUCGAAAGAAUUCCAUCAUUUUAUUGUUUCUUAUCUCAGGGAAUUUCAUUCUAUUGUGGUCAGUGUCAAUGGUGUAUUCCAUCUAUUGGAGAAUGAUAUUUUUGGGAUAUGAGUCUGUUUAUCUUCCUGUUUUUGUAAUGGAACUGGGCUACAUGCUCCAGAUGCUGAGUUGCUGCACAAACACUGUGAUUUAUGUCAUCACACAUCCUAAAGGAGACCACAUCAGGAGCAAUGCAUACAAUGGGUUUAAUUUAAUGGAGUACAUCAGUGCAGGGGGGCUUAAAACUGUGAAUGAUUUUCAGGAUCAACACAUUGAUGAAAAAAUGAAGAGAAGGCACUUAGCCUGGGAGCUACGCAGUGAGAAAGGAAUAAUUGGUAAUGCAUUUCUGGGGGACUCCUUGCGGAUGCGAAUACCAAGAAAAGCAAUCAUUACGCACACAUUCUUCAUUAUCCUUUUACAGCAGCUUCCUGGUGCACAAACACAGAUUGCCAACUUGGCUGAGCAGCAAGGAAUGCUGGAGGUCAACAAUGCCACAGAAGAGGUUUCAAUGAUCCAAGAACCUGAAACCCUGCCCCCUGCACCAGCUCAGUAA